UAUACUCUAAUAAUGAUCUGUUAUUACAUUUAUAUAAUGAUUUUCCUGAAUAUUUAUAUUCCUACAUAUGGCUACAUUCGCUCUCCCCAACCUAGACUUACGCAGCCUCCAGUUUAUUCGCGUGUUAACUUAAAACCAAGUAACGUCAAUCACGUUUUGUAUCCUAGGCCCAAGCCUAUGUCACCUGUGGUUCAACAGAAACCAAUAAUUAAAAUUCUGAGACGUCGUCCUAAUCCUACUCCAUGUGGUGUCUCCACUUGCAAACCCGGAUACUUUAUGCCCAGACCAAAUUCUCCAGUCGCUCCUCCCAGAAUCAAGAUUAGACGACCUCAUAUAGGUAUGUCGCCAUCAUCACAUGCAAAAUUAUUUAAUAAUUCGAAGCACCGACACAGUAUACAUACCUUUUUAAAAUCCAAUGAUAUCAGCAAUGUGAUGGUCAAAUUGCCUGGAUCUAGGAGAAAACUACCGCCUCCAGAUAUAUCAUCAUCAUUAUCAAAUCACCAUGCAAGUUCAUCAAAUACUUUGAAGAAAAAAGACACUAUUUAUCACUUUUUAAAAUCCAAAAAUUACAGCAAUGUGCUAGUGAGAAUACCAGGAGCUAGAAGACGACCGCCUUCAGAUGGGUCAUCAUAUAAACAUGCAAGCCCAUUCGAUAAUUCAAAGAAACAUUCUUAUACCUUUUUAGGAUCCAGUAACACCAGCGACGUGAGAGUCAACAUUCAAAGAUCCAAAACAAUACCACCUCCUAUAGAUAUCUCUAAACUUGAACCACAAUAUAUUCCAGGACGCUACAAGAUACCCAAACAACAUAUUUCUCAAGAUAUAAAUCGCACAUGCAAACCAAGGCCUAAGCCAAAAACGUCUAUCCCUCCAGGCGAAGUCUCUGUACCAGAAUUUAUAGAAUCAGUAACAAACAUUUCAGAAGGCUCAGUCGAACCAAUUUCAGAAAUCGAUUACAGCGUUGAAUAUGAAGAUUAUGAUACUCAUGGGAAAGGCUUGGCACCAGAACAUGCAAUAUCAGUAAAUAACAUCCCUGAUAAUGGCAUCGAACCACUUACUGAAAUUGAUUAUAGCGUUGAAUAUGAGGAUGCACCAAAUAUUACUUAUGGCAAAAUCAUGCCGGAAUCUAUAGUAACGGCAACUAAUAUCUCGGAGGGUUUAAUCGCACCACAAUCAGUAAUUGAUUACAGCGUUGAAUAUGAAGAUGAUUCCCCAAACGGAGAGACCUCUACCGAUUGUUAGUCUGUAUAAACU
Molecule: messenger RNA, 1254 nt
Organism: Gordionus sp. m RMFG-2023
Lineage: Eukaryota; Metazoa; Nematomorpha; Gordioida; Chordodea; Parachordodidae
Exons: 18
Coding region: 13-1242 (409 amino acids)
Source: RefSeq, a predicted model, not a curated record